AUGCGCAAGAGUCACCAAUCGCCAUUGCAUGAUUUUCUUGUACCAGCCUUGGUCACACCGAGUAGGCGUUUUCUAUCAACUACAUCCAGGAACAAUGCCAACGCGGCUUCUGUCGCAGAUGCAUCUGCACCCCAGAAACCCAAGCGCAAGCCCCUAACACAGGAGCAGCGCGACUUCCUUUCUUCUGCACUUCGAGUAAACCAAGCCGGUGAGCUGGCAGCCACCCUCAUCUACACGGCCCAGACGCCACCACUUGUAAAUGCACAUCCGCAUCUGCGGCCGUUGUUGUCGCAUAUGUACGAUCAAGAAGCCGGACACCUACGGACCUUCAACGCGCUCAUAGCAAAACACCGCGUACGCCCAACAGCCCUAUACCCGGUUUGGUCCGCGGCGGCAACAGCUCUUGGUUGGGGAACGGCUGUCCUGGGGCGGGAGGCGGCCAUGGCAUGCACGGAGGCGGUGGAAACAGAGAUCGGUGACCAUUACAAUGAGCAGAUCCGAACAUUGCUGGAGAUGUUUGAGCGAUGGGAAGCUGAAGGCUAUGAAGUGGGCGACGAUUUACGCGACUUAACGAAUACCCUGAGACGCAUACGAGACGAGGAACUAGAGCACCUGGAUCAUGCAGUUGAACACGAUGCGAAGCAAGCCCGACCAUAUUGGCUUCUUACGGGAGUUAUACGGGCAGGGUGCCGUGGUGCAAUUUGGGCCAGCGAGCGAGUGUAA
Pseudomassariella vexata is the source of this 723-nucleotide messenger RNA. RefSeq names its product ubiquinone biosynthesis protein CAT5. The transcript has 2 exons. The record is from RefSeq and is a predicted model, not a curated record. The coding region runs from base 1 to 723 and encodes 240 amino acids. Lineage: Eukaryota; Fungi; Ascomycota; Sordariomycetes; Amphisphaeriales; Pseudomassariaceae. Gene Ontology annotation, cellular component: mitochondrial inner membrane. Gene Ontology annotation, molecular function: 3-demethoxyubiquinol 3-hydroxylase activity. Gene Ontology annotation, biological process: ubiquinone biosynthetic process.